AUGGGCUUAGAUCGCAAUUUUCUUCUUGUCGGUCCGGAUAUAGACGGCGAUGAGGCCUACGGCAUGGAUCCUGUCAUCAUCAAUGGUCGACAGAUACAUGGAAUAAACCACAAGUUGCACCCGGACGUUACAAGACUUAGCAACCAGAAACCAUCAGGGCUAUCCAUUUCCUCUGAUCUUCGGCCAAGAGCCAUCUCUGCGAAAGUCGACGUGUCCAUCGUGAAGCAGUGGUUGGAGGGUUGCCAGACAUCCCAUGGCUGGUGCCCGGGCGAGCUCGAGUUGGAUGAAUGCCCCCCCGACAUGAGGCUCAUUGACUGCCAGAGCAGGAUAGUCAUAGACGCCAAGAACAUUGACCAGGCCGAUCUACCAUUCGCAUUCCAUCCCCCAAUGCAAUCGGACGCACGUCUCCCCGCUGGUCUGCCACAAGCUAUCGAGGACGCGAUUAGAGUUACCCUGGCCACUGGGUAUCGCUAUCUUUGGGUUGACCAAUAUUGCAUCGAUCAAGAUGACACCGUGCAUAAAGCCCAACAGAUCAAGAUAAUGGAUCAGAUUUACAGCACCGCAGCUUGGACAAUUGUCGACGGCGCCGGUGGAGAUGCCAACUAUGGUCUCGUCGGAAUCAGUCGUCCCCGCUCAGAAGAUCUGGGCCCAGUUCGUACGAAACACGGAGUCGAAGUAUUUCACUGGCCAUCCCACUCGGCACAGAUAUUGAACGAGUCGAAGUGGGCUACUCGGGCCUGGACAUAUCAGGAAGCAUUCUUUUCCAGGCGCAUCGUCAUAUUCACUGCGACAGGCCUGUACUUCGAAUGUCAGAAAACCUACGAGAACGAUGGACUAAUUCAACGUCUGGACAUCUCUAUGCGGGAAGGGUACUUCGCAGACUCCGUGAUCGACAACAGAGCUAAUGCUGGCCGUUUAUUUCCAAGGUACAACUAUGGGCCGUUGACGCGAUCACUGCAGAAUUGGCUGACAACGGAUGGAGAUGACACAAUCAAAGGUGGGGGCAAGCUCCACGACUUCUGGCGCAGAGUGGAAGAAUAUACCAGUCGUCAGAUGACAUUCCCAGACGACUCGGCCGCCGCCUUUCGCGGUGUCCUGCAAUUUUACGUACGCCAUGACCUGACACAUCACGGGAGAAUGCCCCUCUCCAGCGUGUGCGGGAUACCUUUCCCGACCCCGCCGCCAACUUCAAGAACGGCAGUAUCUCAGGAGUUGUCACUGGGCCUCUGCUGGAGCCAUGUGCAUGGAAGCAUGAGCCGCAGAAGACCGUCGUUCCCGUCGUGGUCUUGGGCGGGAUGGCUGGGCCAAGCCCGUGGCGGCAGCGACGAGCGGCUCGAGUCUCUGCUAUGGGACAUAUCCUUCGAGGCGGUCGAUAACGAUGGGCCACGUAUCCGGAAACCGUGGUAUGACAUCGCAUGUCGAGACUCUGAGGUCCUUGUACUCGAAGGUAACGUCCUGCCACAGGAUGCACUUUCAAUAACAGAGAACAGCCAAUUGGACGCAUCCGGACUGGGCUCUCAUGGCAGGUUCGAUUUGGAUGAAGACAUUCGAUAUGAAUUUAUUCUCCACGGUCUGCGUGAACGUUAA
Molecule: messenger RNA, 1587 nt
Organism: Diaporthe citri
Lineage: Eukaryota; Fungi; Ascomycota; Sordariomycetes; Diaporthales; Diaporthaceae
Exons: 3
Coding region: 1-1587 (528 amino acids)
Source: RefSeq, a predicted model, not a curated record